AUGGAUUACAGCAAUUUCCUAGACGAAUUUGAAAUAGAUCCCUACGUGAACGCAGUGAUAUUUGAAAGCGGACUCUUAGUUUUAUUAGGAAUAGUCAUUACAAUCUCAAUGUCGUUUUUUAAUAUCGCUUAUUCCCUCCCAAUCAGUUUUUAUAUCUUUGCAUUUGGCUUUACAGGGAUUCUCGGAAUACUAAAUGUAUGCAGACCAAAAAAAUUUUUUACCUAUACACAUAUAGCUGCAGUAACAAUUCUGAUUUUCAUGAAUAUUCUGCUUGUCUCUGGCUCAUCGUUUUAUACGAUCUUGGGAUAUUACUACUUGCUAAAUCUGAAUUGUGAGCCGACGUUUAAUGGAGAAUGUAUAUGGGAUGAUAACAUUUCUGAUUAUAUAGAGAAGACAUUUGGGUCAGUUUUCGCUGCUUCAUUGAUAUUGACAUCAAUUUGUAUGGUAUCACUUCAUCAUGCUAAAACUCUGAAAGAAAAAAUAGAAAGCAUAAAGCUGAAUUCAAGGCUUCUUCCUAGUGAUCAAUAA
Blepharisma stoltei is the source of this 528-nucleotide messenger RNA. The record is from the annotation of a GenBank genome assembly. Lineage: Eukaryota; Ciliophora; Heterotrichea; Heterotrichida; Blepharismidae.